GGUAUUGAUUUACUCUGCUCUGCUGCCUUAGUUCAGAAUCGUAGAGGAGCAGGCAGGCAGGCAGGCAGGCAGGCCAGCAAUAUGGCCGAAGACACUUAGGUUUCUCGUGUUCUGAGCUAUAUCUUUCUGUAACGCCUGUAUCCAAUCCAAUGACCCACGCUGGCUUCUUUUGGUGUCCCCUUCAAGAAGGAAACCUUACCCAACAGAGACGGGAGGAUGAGACAAGACGAUAGUUCUGUGUUCACUGUGUUGUGAUUCUAGGUUAACGUGAGUGAAUUCCCUAUCUCGUCGCUGCAACGUGGAAGGAAUUGAGCAACAACCCCCUGUCUUCGAACUAUUGGGGAUAAAAGAAAUCCAGCUUAAACAUGGACAACUAUACCUUCGCUUUCGCUGGACCUGGCUUCAAGAACAAAGCGCGGUCUUUUAUGUCCCAGUUUUCUGACUCGUUCAGCGCCUUUUCCAAGUACAUCGCCCCGUCCUAUCAUCAUGACAGAUGCGAAAGAUCUGUCCAGAUGCGCUUGUACUCUCUGAACAAGAGACAGUUCUUCCUUGUAUUUGUUACUUUCUUUGUCUGCUUCCUUAUCAGCAUCCUGGUUGGCAUUGCAGGUCCUCACAUCAUUGAUUCCAACACUGUCAAUGGCACUACAAUGUUUAAGGAGCCAGAGAACAAGCAGACGGGCCCAUUUCGUCUACGAUCAACGCCAAUGUCCACAUUUCACCAACAGCUUUGGCUCAUCGCUCAUGUCACCACUGCUGAAAGUAGAGGUUCCAAAUUUGAGCAAGACUUUAGCAUGGGGAUCCUGAUCCGAGGUGCCAACGGGGAUGCUCAAAGCUUUCAGGAAUCGGACAACCCAACUCUCAGCUCAGAUAUGCACAACCGGACACGCAAGCUGAAGUGCAGCCAUACGGUCUGUGAGGAUCUGAUUGUCAUGCAUCUGGGCUACCUGGAUUACACGUACUACUUCAUCUCUGUGGUCUUCUAUGACCUGGACGUCACAAAGCUGGCUAUCAGGGAUGUCAAGUUCACUUUCAAAAGCUACAACCCAUCCUUCACCCAGAUUGAGAUCUGGAUUCGCUUUGUCUUUCUGGUGUUUACCUUUCUGACAACAUGUUGGUUUGCUCAUAGCUUGCGCAAGUUUUCCCUUCGGGACUGGUCCAUAGAGCAGAAAUGGAUGUCGGUACUUUUGCCUCUCCUGCUUCUCCAUAAUGACCCAAUCUUCCCCCUGACGUUCCUGGUGAACAGCUGGCUGCCGGGCAUGCUGGACGGGCUGUUCCAGGCCUCCUUCCUCAGUGCCUUGCUUCUCUUCUGGUUGUGCAUCUACCACAGCGUCAGGCAGACGGACCGUCGUUUCGUCAAGUUCUACCUGCCCAAGAUCAUCAUCGUUGGCCUGAUCUGGCUGUGUGCAGUCACCCUGGCCUCGUGGCAGGAGUAUAAUGAGCUGCAGGACCCCACGUUUUACUACAGGCUAGACACCACCAACUUUGAGGGUUUCAAGAUCAUGUUCUUUGUGGUCGGAGGCUUCUAUUUGUUGUACCUUCUGUAUUUGUUGGUGCGGGCAUAUGCAGAGCUUAGGCUUAUGCCCUACUUUGAUCUACGUCUCAAGUUCAUGACGGCUCUGAUGGUGAUCGUGGUGUCCAUCACCAUCGCCAUCACGGUGAUGCGCUUCGGCGGCGGUGUGCUGCAGGACAACUUUGUGGCCGAGCUGUCCACCAACUACGAGAACUCGGCCGAGUUUGUCUCCUUCUACGGCCUGCUCAACUUCUACCUGUACACCAUGGCCUUUGUCUACUCACCCUCUCCUAACGCUAUGUUUGAGACUCAUUUCAAAGACAAUCCAGCUCUCUCCAUGCUGAAUGAUUCUGAUGAGGAGGUUCACUACUCAUCUGACACAGAGGAGACCACUCUCACUAGAACUCGCAAUAAUUUACUGGACAGCGACGAGGAAACCUUCCGGUAGUGGACAUCCUCGAUAUGCGAGUUGGAUGUGUCUGUGUGUAUGUGUUCUUCUGUUACUCUGCUGUUGUUGGACACAAGUGUGUAUGAUGUUGUGUGUGUGUGUUUGUGUGCGUUGCAUGCCUUCCAUGCUGCUGUGUCAGAGCUGAGUCGUGUGUUGGAGGAGACUGUGUGCUUCACUAUUGAUGUGUUUUGGGAGAGACAAGGAUCAUGGUUAGUGCCAAUGAUGUGACUUCAUCAAAGACGAAAUCUUUUAUUCACAUGCCUCAUAGUCUUUACUAGGGAAGACACACACACCCUCCCCCGCGAGUAUUUUUUGUUCUCUAACUUAAGAGUUUCAGUUUUGAAUGAUGUCCUGGCUCAAGAUUUUGACAUGUUGGGUCAUGUGCACACUGUGUUAGUGAACACAUCCUGUCCGAGGGUGGCACUUAGAAAAGUGACUAGGGUUGCAGGGUUGAAUGUUUACCAGAGUAUGUAAGGCUUUUCUUGAAGAGUAAUGUUUAUAUUGAUAUACCAUUCAAUCCCCAGGUAAAGAUAUUCACUGAAAGUGCUACAGAGUAUUAGAAAUUUUCCUUUAGAAGUAACAGUUUGUUAAACAUCACUGAAUCCCUCAGUCAUGACUUUCAUUUGCUCUCUAGGUAAGUGCUUUUCUAUACAGCAGAUGGCUUGAGCUGUCUUUGAAAACCCAUGUCUAAAUUGAGGGAUAAGGUCCAAAACUUUUUAAAAAAAAUUUUUUCCUUAUUACUACCGGAUUCCAGUAGAUCUACAUGUGCACUUGUUGAAGCAAAACAAAAAUUUGUUUUAAUGUUUUAACUUUGGAAGUUUUUUGGGGGUAUUUAAAGUUUGCUUACAUGAACAUAUGAAAUGAUCAAAUUGGCAUGCAAGCAAGCUGAUAGGCUACAUUGUUUUGGUAUGAAGCUGAAACUAUUGUGCAUCAGAAAUAGUUGAUGUAUUAAAGAAAUUUUGCAGAAUACGAGGUUUAUUAGAAAGUUCAAAUAUAUAUACAGAAAGUUUAAACGGCUAUUAUAAGAUUAGGUCCAUUGCUCCCCUUUCAUUUUUCAGUAUUUUCCUUAGUUUUUAUGUUGCCCAUCAUGUUUGUUUGUUUUUUUAAAACAACAGAAGUUUUAUUAGUUGUUUCACUUUGCAGAGUAUCGUUUAAAUCAAGAUACUGUGUUAAUGAUUAUGAUAAUUGCAUUUACACAGGGCAUAUUCAUUCUAUUACAGCAUGCUCUAUGCACUUUAUAACUAUUAUUACUCCAGCAGACCCUAAAACACUCAGAAACAUUCUCGGCUUACUAUGAACAUGGCGUCUGAAUUGUCUAAUGUAUAUCAUUGUCAACCUGUUGAUAUUGGUUCAAUGAAUACAUAAUGUGGUAGUAGUAUGCAUAAUAUUAAGUUAUUUUGGUUUAAUUGUGCUCAUAUGUCCUUAUGCAGUUACGAGCGCCGUAAAACCCUCUACUAAUGAUAAUGGUUUGAUGAUAGCAUCAACAAAUUGUUUUGCUGUAAACUGACAAAAUGCCUUCUUUUUUUUUCAUUUUGGCGCCAAGUUUUUAAACAUUUGUUAAAUCGAAAGCGUGGUCAGCUACCCUACUUAUGUUUUAAAAAAUCAAAGUGAAACAGAUUAGUUUUUUAAUAAAUAAGAAUUCAGAUUUCAGAAGAACGCUAUUUUUUAAUGGUUAUGGGGACAAAAGGCGUCUUUAUCUCAAAACUGCUGUGAAUUUUUUUUGAAAAGGCGUUUUGUCAGCUUACAGCAGUGUAGGUCAUUGAAGUUGUUCUGAGACCAUGAAUGGGCUGUGCCAACUUUUUCGUGCAAUAAGAGGUGUAAGUAGUGAUGUUUUAUAGCUGAGUGAUAUCCAUGUCAGCUCCUUGGCCAUGCUCUUGUGAUGUUUGGGGGGUUUUUUCUCUUGAUAUUUCUACAUUUUACAUACUUGCUUUAUAAGUAUAAGAUACAAUAACUAUUUACUAUACCAUGUUUUUCAUUCCCACUAAGAAUCAGUACCAUUGUUCCCAUCACACUUGUUCUGUUAAAGUGGUUGGGGGGGGGGGGGGGGCAGUUUGUAGAAAGUACAGGUACAGUUACGCGCAGAUAACACAAUUGCAGGAAACUCGAAAUCAUGAAGAAUAGGUAGUACAAUUUUCCAUUCCCCAACUGAUUUCUCAUAAUUUUUGGUAAUCUUUUAGUCAGAAUUAUGGAUAUGUCAAAUGCAUUUGUGUCAUGACGCGGUGGGAUCAGGUGCUCGUCAAUUUUUGGGCGUGUGGAGUUAUUGGUAUCAUCUAAAAGCUUGUUCAUUCGUCUAUCUUUCAAUAAAAAAAUCUCCGUCUUUCUUGAAAUGGAAGUCGAGAUAUUUGCUAUUGAAGGAGGUAAAAUUGGUGAGAAAAUGGGCGCCAAAGUUUGGUGAAUUACAUAGCUUUGAGAGUGCUUAGAACCUGAAAAUGUACAUCUUGUGUGCCUUUAAUCAAUGUUUUUCAGUAAAAUCCAUGCAGAAAUGUGUUUUUAAAUUGACAUAAAAAGUGUUGAGCCAAAAAGCAAAGACUUGAUUAAAAUUAUCCAAACGCGGAAAAAUACCAGUAUCUUCAAUUUCAUUAUUUUGACGAGCGCCUGGUUUUACUGCAAUGUCUCACAUUUAUCAGUUCCUGAAAUGCACAAGUUAUCCAUGCCCGACUGUAGAUUGUUUGAUGAGAGUGAAAGCAAUUAGCUUUCUUAUUUUGGUCUUCUUGACAGUAGAGUAGCGGGCACUACUGUUUGCUAAAUGAAACAAUAAAAAUGCUGCUUGACUUGAAGUGAAUUUUAAAAGAUCUAAGUCAUCAAUAUUGUGUUCUUGUUUUGUUUUUUGUUGUUGUUUUUUUGAGUGGGAGGGUGGGAUUGUUUUGUUGGUUCUUUUUUAAAAACACAUCUUCUGUACAUUUCGGGCGAGCUGAUACAUGCAGAAAUAUAGUGUUGUUCAUGCAUGCAAAGCUGCUUUUUCCCUGAGUUGUUCCCUAGCUUCUUGUUUGUGAGAAUUUUCUGUUGAUGAGCACAUGGAUUAACCAUUUUUUCUUUGUUUGUCUUUACUUUUAGUUUUGGUUCUAAACGUUUUUUGAAAAUGAGUUCUAUCUGUGUUGCUUCAUUUAAAUGGAUCUGCAUAGAAUAGAGAUAAACGAGGUACUUUUCCAGAAAUUUUUAAUUUUAAAAAAAUGGUUGUUCUCUAACAACCAAAGUGUGAGCUUCGCUGUUCACAGGUUCACACUCACAACUAAAGGAAAACUGCUGUGGUAUCAGUGGUAUUUUUGUCCCCAAUAUUCAAUAAUAUUUCACAAAUUGGAACGACACUUUUUUUUGUCUUUAUAAUUUUUUAUCAUAUUUCCAUCUCUACAUUCCGGGAUCUUUAAUGUACUCCACUGAUUUUUUCGUCUUUUGCCUUCUUCUGGAUUACUUUUCUGUGUCACAAAAAUAAUCAGCUUUAUAUUGUCAUCCAAGAGAAAAUUUGAUUAAAGGAGUGUCAAUGUUGGAGCCAUGAUGUAAAAUAAAAGGAUGGUUUGUAAGGCAGUGACACUUUUCCACUUUAAGGUUCAAAAGAGAAUAUGUACCGUAUAUAUGGUUUGGUAACAUUUCUAGGUGACAACGCAUUUUUGGGUUUUGUGUUUUGUUUUAUGACCUGGAAGAAAAACAUAAGUUUUUGUUAAAAUCCUUUGACAGUUUUAUGUGCAAUGCAUGCUUGUAUUGCACAAAUAUUUUUUUAUCCUCCUUUUGUUUUACUUCAAAGAUUUUGUUUGUUCCAUUAUUAUAAUUUUGUGUUACCUAGAGCUCUAUGUAUAUAAUAUGUUUCUGACUUAGAAGAGCAAUAUGGCUUGUAAUAAAAAAAAGUUGUGAAUUGGAUUCCGGGCCGUGUCGGCUAGAAGUAGUAGAAUGUUGUAUCCUUAGAAAAAAUAGUUUACCUUAUUUUCCUCAGUUUACCCCCCUGCAAAUGGGUGUUUAGAAAUCAGCAGAGUCAGAAUAUUAUUAAUAUGUUAAUGUUACUGGUAUGAGCCUAAGAAGCUGCAUCGGUGUAUGUCCACUGAGGGACCAAAAUAGUGACUUUGGAUGAGCAAGCGAGUUAUCCUGAAGUCGUAUAAGCCUUCAGGGAGGUAUAUAUGACAAGAAAUAAACACUUUCACUCUUUUAAACUAUACGUUGUCAUAGGUCCAUAGCUUUCUGUAAAUAGAUAUUUAAAUUUUUUAAAAUUUAUACAGUCAAAUCUGUCCUAGACGACAAUCCAUAGUUGAGGUGAAAAGUGGUCAUCUUAGACAGAUGUCCCUUUUACACAAAUGCAAGGUUGGAAAUGUUUAUUUUUACAGGCAAUUGUCUUGGAUAGGUGGUCGCUAGAGCAGGUUUGACUGUUAUCUCAUGACCGUUUGAGUUCCUUUGCCUUUAGCUCAUCAUAUUUUGUGUGACGCAUUGUUGUAGAGUGACCUGGCCAGUAAGUGAUAUUUACUUUUUGUACCAUUUCUUCUUUCUGUCCCUUCUUUCUUUUUUUUUGUUGCUGACCUAGUGCCAAGUUGAAAUCUUGUGAACGCUGAGACCAAAAAGUAUUGCUUGUUUCCUAUUGAGUUUUUUGUUUGAAUGACAGUUGUUGUUACCUUUCUACUGUCAACGUCAUUUAAUAUUGUUGCCUGGAAAAUUAGGGUCAAAUUAGGCUAAAACAGCACCUGGACAUGGAUGGCUGGUGCCUCUAUAGGCUAAAUAAAUCAUUGAUGGUCUGGUCUGUCAAAAUGUUGAGAAAAAAA
Messenger RNA from Aplysia californica (California sea hare), 6697 nucleotides. Its product is annotated as transmembrane protein 181. Gene Ontology annotation, molecular function: toxic substance binding. Bases 366 to 1958 code for a protein of 530 amino acids. NCBI's taxonomy places the organism in Eukaryota, Metazoa, Mollusca, Gastropoda, Aplysiida, Aplysiidae. The transcript is spliced from 15 exons. The record is from RefSeq and is a predicted model, not a curated record.